CUAUAAAACUCCACGAUGUCUUCGACAAGGCAUCACAUCGUCAACCGCGACAGUCGUGUAUACAGAAACAGCAAAAUGAACGGCAAAUCGGUGCUGAAUUUCAUCCUCGCGGUUCUGGUCGUUCUGGCCUGUCUGGAUCUUACGGAGGCCUGCAAAAAGUGUGGUUUUGCGACGUGCAAGUGUCUUCCUGGAGUUGGACUCGGACAUGGUCUCGGACUUGGACACGGACUCGGUCUGGGAUAUGGACAUGGCAUGGGAUAUGGACACGGACUGUCGAUAGCUCCGCCAGCAAUUAGCGUGGGACCACCAUCUGCACUGUGCCCACCACCAGCUCCAAUGUACGCGCCACCACCAGUGUACGCAGCACCGGCUCCGUAUUACCCGGUACCAGCUCCGAUGUACCCGCCACCACCACCACCACCACCACCACCACCAAUGAGCCUUCCUCCUCUGGGCCUUGGACUUGGACUGGGUCUGGGUGCUCAUUAUGGAUUGGGAGGUGGUUUAGGAUUGGGAGGCGGUUAUGGAUUGGGAGGUCUAGGAGGUGGCUAUGGAUUGGGAGCAGAUUUGGGCCUUGCUGGUGGACUUUAUGGAGCUGCACCACCUCCAUGCCAUUCUUAUGGAGCAUACUCAUAUGCUCCAGCUUACCUGCACCGAAGACGCUUGUUAAAACCACGUCGCCUUUGCUACUAGUUACAUCUUUUUUUUUACUUGUUACUUUCUUUUUACAAGACUGCGUGAAUAAACGCUUACUAUUAUAUUAAUCAAAA
Nasonia vitripennis (jewel wasp) is the source of this 770-nucleotide messenger RNA. Its product is annotated as cuticle protein 63. The record is from RefSeq and is a predicted model, not a curated record. The coding region runs from base 16 to 693 and encodes 225 amino acids. Lineage: Eukaryota; Metazoa; Arthropoda; Insecta; Hymenoptera; Pteromalidae. The transcript is spliced from 2 exons.